UUUCGUCAGGUCUGGAUCGUCUCCGUCUGGUCGACUGGUCUUCAUGAAUCUGAAUUCUGACACAUACCCAAAAAAUGAAGGAGAAAAGAAGCUCCGGAAAGUCGCCAGCCGUACUAACAAAAACAAAACCCUUUUUGCCUACCGUCACUCUCCAAUGUGAACUCGUGGAAGAAAAGCGAGGCCACACCCAUUACUGCUCAAUGCCCACCGUCUUUUUCUUUCAUUUUUAAACAAUAAUUCAGUUCUCCAUCAACCUCCGUCAUCUCCUACACAGCAUUCAAACACAAAGCGCGCCUCCCCUUUCUCUAUCCUUCUCUCUUCCGUCUCUUUUAUUCAAGCUGAUUUUGUUUUUCUUUUUUCAUUUGUUUCUGUUGCUGUUGUAAUUGUUGAAGGUAAUUUGUUAUGGUGGUGGUGGCGGUAGUGAACUAUUGGUGGUGAUUUAAACUAUAACAAACAUAACCCACUUCUCUCGUUCACUCUCUAUACUCUAUUCUCACACUCUGACCAUGAGAGUUUCUUCCUCCUCCUCGUCAUCAUCUACCCCUUCUUUUGAUGCAAAGUUGGGUAAUUCCCACAAUGCCACUAAUGGGUGUCUCUCAGGCAUCUUCCGUCGUCUCCUCUGUUCUGGUGGUCUCCCGACUCGCCCUGCCGAUCACAUUAAAGAGCCAGAUUGCAUUGAGUCGGAUCACCAACAGCAACAGGCCUCGAAGAAGGCCGAGGCUCCAACGGCAGCAAUUCCAGGUAUAGUCGCUAGGCUGAUGGGUCUUGAGUCAUUACCGGAGUUGACUUGGGUUCCUCCAGGGAAGACCGCAGAUUUGAUUGGCCGAAGUAGGUCAGUAAACUAUGCAGGAUACUGGCCAGAAUUCGACCUACCACGGGGGCGCCAUCGACGGGUAAUGACUUCUCUGUCGUUUCGCGAAGCCCCGACGUUCUUACAGCUAGAGAAUGAAGAUUUCUUUCUUCUCAGCUUUCAGAAUGUAAGAGAAACUAAUGAGAUGAGGUUUAAGGGAAGGAAAUCUAACAAGGGUUUCAGUGAAUUGGAGCAGAGGAAAACAGAGAAGAAAGAAAACAACAAGGAGAACAAAAGAGAGAGGGUAGCAGAGAAGAGGAACAAAACAAAGAAGGAAGAUCAAGAGAGCAGAAAAAGGGUUUAUAACGAAAAGAAGAAGGUGGAGAGAAAGAUAUCCGAUAGGAGGACUUUAAGAAAGGUUCGCAUUUCUGACGACAUCAAGAUUCCGGUUUCAACGCCUCCUCACAAGAAGGAUGUGUACCGAAAACCAAAGGCAGUCUCAAACUCCAAGCCGGGAAGUCAAACAAAGCCUAAUAACCACAAAGAAAUUUCUGAAAAAGCAAAAUUUACUAAGAAGAAGAAGAGUGAGUCCGCAACUACGCCUAGGAAAAUUGAAACCCAAUGUGACUCGGAAAAUACCAGCCCGGUUUCUGUUCUUGAUCUCAGUGAUUUUUUAGUCGAUUCUGGAACUCCUUUAUCAGAAGAAGAAUGGAAGCCAAGAGGUUCAAAUUCAAGAAGAAGCCUCACGCCAGAGCUUGCAAAGUCCGACUGUGUAUCUCCUCCACCUUUGGCUUGUAUUAAGAGCUCAGAUUAUUGGGGAUCAGGUCCCUUUGAAGUGAAAACUGAGGAAACAAGGAAGAAUGAUGAUCAGGGGUACUUGGAGUGGUGGGGAGUGAUUAGCAAUUUAGCUGAAAAAGAAAUGAGGUCCUCCAUUUGGGUUUCUAGGGAGAUGUCAAAGUUGGAAGAAGUAGAAGAGAUCGGGAUUGAAUUUGGCAUACAAAUUCUCGAUCAACUUCUCUGCGAGAUUAUAUUCGAAUUUUCUAGGCUUCUUUGAAGAAUUCUGCCCUAAAAUGAUUUCAAGAGACUGAAUAAUUGUGUAUAAAUUCUGCCAAGUCUCUUCUGCAUAUGUAUUUUUCUUGCUCCACCGUUAAGAAUGUGAGCUUAAAUUCCCUGAGAAUCCAUGGCGCCCUGUAAUAGUAGAGAAAAAAAAUCCAGGUUGUAGACCUGGAGUAUAAGCGUAAAAAGAUUUGAAGAAAUUUCUAAUUAC
Messenger RNA from Nelumbo nucifera (sacred lotus), 2057 nucleotides. RefSeq lists its product as uncharacterized. The record is from RefSeq and is a predicted model, not a curated record. Lineage: Eukaryota; Viridiplantae; Streptophyta; Magnoliopsida; Proteales; Nelumbonaceae.